Messenger RNA from Marchantia polymorpha subsp. ruderalis, 1065 nucleotides. The record is from the annotation of a GenBank genome assembly. NCBI's taxonomy places the organism in Eukaryota, Viridiplantae, Streptophyta, Marchantiopsida, Marchantiales, Marchantiaceae.
CCGCAGGAAGAUCGUCCUUCUCUGUCGUUGUAUGAUGGCAGCAGGCUCCAUGGACGACGAGCAGGUCGAGGUCGAGGAGUGUGGCAAUCGCAUUCUUCUGUGGGCUUUUGGCAUUCGGAGGCGCCACGACAUGAGCUGAAGUUUAUUCGGCAUGUCGUCGGGCAGUUUGGUGGGUGCGAUUGUGGAAUUUGGGUGAAAGAUUCCGGCGGCAGUUGGUUGGCGUGGAGAUGAGGAUGGUGGGAUGGGUCGAGACGACGAGAGAUUGUGGAAUAGGGAGGCGAUGGGGUUUCUUUAGGUGAGACGAGGAAGAGGGCGGCAAGCGAGAGGAGGCGGAGGACGAGAGAGUGAUCGAGUGCCGUCGGUCGGAGGGAGAGAGGAGAGCCUGGAGCGGCGGGGUAUGGAUAUAAGACAGGUCGCCCUGGGCGCGGCUUUCGGUGCUGCGGUGGCCGUGAAUGCUGCAUUACAGUCGCUCCAAGAUGCCGUCAGCUUCCUCAUUCACAGUCCCGGUCCCAGUUCCAGAAGUCGGCCCGUGGAUCUUCUGGACGCCACCACUCGCGAUGCGCGUAAGCGCCCUCUGAGUUUUGUUGAUGAUGUGGACGACGACGAGGACGAUUUUGACGCUUUCAAGAACAACGACGAAGAUGAAGCCCGUUAUUGUCCCGCUCUCCCUCCUCUGACAGACCAUCUUUUCGAGCAUGAAGGUUUCCUGGUUUCUCUAUCAUGCUGAAGAAAACGUGCAUUCUGUACAUAGAGCGGAAAUCUCUCUCGAUAAAAGCAUUUGCCAUCCAUUUAAGAAUUUUUACUCCACAUUUGAACGUUGUGUUAUACAUUGUUUUAAUUAGUCGUAGACCUAAACAUUCAACUAGAUUAAUUGGUUGGCAGUAACGCAGACAGUGCUAGCCUUGACGGCCGACAUUGACCAUGAUCUAGUGCAUACCUUGAUCUUUUUCGUCCAAAACCUAAAGAAGUGUGAGGAUUACAGCAAACGGUAUUCUUGCGUAUACUCCAUGUCGAACAUUCACUGAAACUAAUCGAACCCAUACCCUGGCAUGAAUUCGUGUGGCC